Messenger RNA from Dracunculus medinensis (Guinea worm), 465 nucleotides. Lineage: Eukaryota; Metazoa; Nematoda; Chromadorea; Rhabditida; Dracunculidae. The record is from the annotation of a GenBank genome assembly.
AUGGCCGGAAAAACUUGCGUAAAAAGUCUCGAGAAUGUAAAAGUAGGACUUGGUGCCAGAGAAAUCGAGAACGGUACCGAUCUUUAUGCUUACUUAUUUGACACCCAUCCAGAAUUUCGCAAAUAUUUUAAAGGACAUGAAAAUUUCACUGGUGCUGACGUAAAAAAAAGUGACCAUUUUAAAAAACAAGGUCAAACCCUUUUGUUGGCUUGCCACUGUGUUGCCUCACUUCAUGAAGAUCCCGCAACAUUCAAAGCUUAUUGCCGUGAAAUAAUUGACCGUCACGUCAAGGCCAAUGUUCACCUCGAUCCUUCACUCUGGAGUGCAUUUUGGCCGAUUUUCGUCGAUUAUCUCGCCAGAAAGACUUCGAUCGAUGAAAAUGCUAAGAAAGCAUGGCUGGAUGUUGGUAAAGCAUUUGCUGAGGAAUGCUUGAGCCAUUUAAAAACGCUAGGCUUGCCACAUUAG